This is a messenger RNA of Salvelinus namaycush (lake trout), 1725 nucleotides long. RefSeq names its product MOB kinase activator 1A (gene mob1a). The transcript is spliced from 6 exons. Lineage: Eukaryota; Metazoa; Chordata; Actinopteri; Salmoniformes; Salmonidae. Gene Ontology annotation, molecular function: protein kinase activator activity. Gene Ontology annotation, biological process: positive regulation of protein phosphorylation; hippo signaling. Gene Ontology annotation, cellular component: nucleus; cytoplasm. The record is from RefSeq and is a predicted model, not a curated record. Bases 215 to 865 code for a protein of 216 amino acids.
UAUCUACGUCAAAAUAGUAUUUCUUCAGGGUACGACUACACACUGACAAGUGUGAGAAGGGUUAGAAAGUUCGGAGACUUUUCACCAGGGAAGCUAGAAAGGCUGUAUAUUCACCAAACAACCAGUGAAACGUUCGACACGACAGUUUUCUUUUGAGCUUCGAUAUUCUUUGGUCUGCAUUUGUCUUCGUUUUUCGACCGAAACUAAGUUAACGAUGAGCUUCCUAUUUGGCAGUCGCUCGUCUAAGACCUUCAAGCCGAAGAAGAACAUCCCAGAGGGCUCCCACCAAUACGAGUUGUUGAAGCAUGCAGAGGCAACGCUGGGGAGUGGGAACCUGAGGCAGGCUGUCAUGCUGCCAGAGGGGGAAGAUCUCAAUGAGUGGAUUGCUGUUAACACUGUGGACUUCUUCAAUCAGAUCAACAUGCUCUACGGCACCAUUACUGAGUUCUGCACUGAGACCAGCUGCUCUGUGAUGUCUGCAGGGCCCAGGUAUGAAUACCACUGGGCGGAUGGCACCAACAUCAAAAAACCCAUCAAGUGCUCUGCUCCCAAGUAUAUAGACUACCUGAUGACCUGGGUGCAGGAUCAGCUGGAUGAUGAGACACUCUUCCCCUCCAAGAUAGGAGUGCCCUUUCCCAAGAACUUUAUGUCUGUGGCCAAGACUAUUCUGAAGCGCCUGUUCAGAGUCUAUGCCCACAUCUACCACCAGCAUUUUGACUCUGUGAUGCAACUGCAGGAGGAGGCUCACCUCAACACCUCCUUCAAACACUUCAUCUUCUUUGUCCAGGAGUUCAACCUCAUUGAUCGUCGUGAGCUGGCCCCUCUGCAGGACCUCAUUGAGAAACUGGGCUCCAAGGACAGAUAAACACCUUCGUCUCUCGCUCUCUUACCCCCCCCCCCCCCCCCCCCCCUCUCUCUGGCUUUCUGUAACUUCUUCGCUUUGCCUUUUCUUUCUCCCAUCAUUCAUUACCUGUAUGUUUUCUCUUCUAGUUUUUUGCUCUCUCCAUCUAGUUGUCUGUUGACAUUAUUUCAGAGCUUGUUUUGUUAAAGCUCACUCUAGUCUUUAAGGUAAGGUACCAGGGUGUAGUAUAUUAAAUAUCUUUUUUUUGUAGUUUUGGUUAACAAAUUCUAUAAUUGGGACCUACUGACCUGUACUGUGGACCAAUAUAAUUUAGGAGUUUAAAUGGAAACCAGCAUUUCUUUCCUAUAGGAUUUACAAGCGCAUAAAAAAAAAAAAAACGUUUUAACUAUCAUGUUUUCAGGUGAGUUUUUAGUCAAUGUACUUAAAUACUGUUUUUUGGAUCUUGUAUCUGCAACAGUUUUUGUAUUUUAGAUUUUUUUUCACUUAAGAUGAACAAAGUUGCAAAAGUCAGGGGAUAUUGAUCAAUAAAUAUUUGCAGCGUCACUUUUGAUAUACUUGUGAAAUAGAUAAUCUUCCAUAGUUCAUAAACAAUCAGUGCUCGACUUGACUGCUUAGGUGUUAUACGGUAUUUUAAGAGAACGCAAUCAAAGUAUCAGAGGAUGACAUUUUGAAAACAAAUGAAAUGUAGUAUAAUGUGAAUAUUUUGAUCUUACUCAUUCUCAUUUCACUCAUAGCACAAAAUGUGCCUCAGUUAUGUUUUUACUAUGUCAAAUUCCUUGGUUGUCUUUGUCCUUAUGCUGGUACUUAAUUGUAUUAUCAAGUAAAUUCUUGUUUUAUUGUUUAUUAAACAUACCUUUACUCAA